Suillus discolor is the source of this 1485-nucleotide messenger RNA. RefSeq lists its product as uncharacterized. The transcript has 3 exons. Lineage: Eukaryota; Fungi; Basidiomycota; Agaricomycetes; Boletales; Suillaceae. The coding region runs from base 1 to 1485 and encodes 494 amino acids. The record is from RefSeq and is a predicted model, not a curated record.
AUGCCUACUGUCCGCCAACGUGUCCGCCGUUCUGCAAGGCUUCAAGCAAAUGGUCGUACUCGCCCAAAGGCGAUGGAGUUGCCCCCAAAUCCAUCCACAUCCCGUGGAAGAGGGAAAUAUCGAGGACGUGGGUCCAAUCCCGCUCGUAAUCAGCCUCCUAAGGCUGCUGGACCGAAGAUAAUCGUCCAUUGGACCAGGGCCCAAGAUCUCCACUGCACAGACACUCUCGUGACCCACCUUACCACUAAUCCUUCCGAUGCACGCACUCUUUUCUACGAGGGGAAAAAGACCGCCAGUUCUAGCACUGAGGAUCUUAGGAAGUUGUUUAGGGAUCACCACGAUAAGUUCAACAAGACCGGCGCUGGCGUCACCCUGCUUGACAAACACGCAGCCGCCAAUCUUCACAAACAAGUAUUACUGGAGUUCCCUUGGUAUGACCAGCUCCACCCAUUCCUCUUCUCCAAUCCAACAAUCGGCGCGAAGAUUUUCACCUCCCAGCCAGGAGUUGACCACGCCGCAGAUUACUACUUGCUCAUUCGUCCACAUGGGGGGGCUGGUCCCUCUACAAACCCACCUGGUCCUCAGCUCCCUCAACCAGACCCUCAGCUCCCUCAGCUCCAUCCUCAAAACUCUCAGCCCCCUCCCCCAGACCCCCAGCCGCUUCCCCCAGACCCUCAGCUCCCUCUCUGGAGCCCACCUGACACUAGCACUCAGUGCGCUCCUCCAAGCAUUCGGCCCGGUCCCACGGGCGCUCAGCACGCCCUCCCAAGUACUCUGCAUCCCCCCCCUUCACAGCACCCCCCUCCUCAUUUUUCCGGCACUGGGGGCAGUCCAAUCAACGAUCCAGAUGGUGACCUCGACAACAACCCCCAUGCUGAUGACAAUGGUCCUUUUUUUGCCCCCCUUGGCAACACACUGGGUAUGUUGGAUGGGGAGGACGUUGACAUGGACAAUGACAAUGGGAUGGAGCUUGACUCCUCCCGUCGUCAUGUCAUCAGCCUUCACAGUCCCCCCAGGUUGGUGGGACAGAAGCGGCCGUAUGCGGCUUCCCCUUCUCCCUCUCCCGUGGAAAAAAACACCUUUCUUCUCCCGCGGAAGCCCCAGAUGCCGACAUACCACAGUCGUGAGGCGUUUGGCUCUGCCUCCCCUGGUGGCCAGGUGCCACAUAAACCUUCCUCGCUUGCGUCGUCGUCAGGGAUAUCGCGCAGCCAUUCCACUCCCUCGUCCACGGCAUCUUCAUCCUUCAUAUCGACCGACUAUCAUGUUUCACCAACGGCAUCCCAGACAUCGCUGUCUGCGAAGCCACGGAGCUUGGCCAGCUCAAAGAAGAAGCGAGCCUCUGCAGCGGACAUGGAGGACAACCUCAACAUGCUCAGCGAAGAUAUCCGGAGCAUGCAGACCGACAUCUCUGAGUGCCAGGAGUCGAGGAACAAGCGCUAUGCCAUCAAGAUGAACUAUCAAGCCCAGAAGAAGGAUCUUCAGUAG